Messenger RNA from Laetiporus sulphureus 93-53, 2997 nucleotides. RefSeq lists its product as uncharacterized. The transcript has 6 exons. The record is from RefSeq and is a predicted model, not a curated record. Lineage: Eukaryota; Fungi; Basidiomycota; Agaricomycetes; Polyporales; Laetiporaceae. Gene Ontology annotation, molecular function: metal ion binding; guanyl-nucleotide exchange factor activity. Bases 79 to 2763 code for a protein of 894 amino acids.
CCGCCAGCCACAGGCUCGCGGUCACCCACAGAACGCGACCGUGACCAGGGCCCGGCCUUAGUCAAUAUCAUCCCACCUAUGGCUGCAGUCUCCACUCCGCCGCCGGCCUCCAUGGUCGACUUCCCCUCGUCCUCCGAGUCCCACCUCUCCUCCAGCCUGAGCAAUUCCGACGUUCAUCAUUCGCGGCUUCCGCACCUCCCUUUCCGGCGCAUCUCGCUGCCUUCUGCACCAAAUUUGCUGCAUCGACAGUCGAUUGUGAGCACCGCGUCCUUCGACUCGCUGCCUGAGGAGGGAGUCAAGCCCGUGGCGCCCGUGCCCGCCUUCACCCCGGCGGUCAUUCGAAACGCCACCAAACCACCCAGACACAGGCCGUCGUCGCUGGAUAUUGCGCGGAAGGCCCCGCGGAGGAGCCAGAUGCGUCCGGUUAAUGAGCGGAGGGAGGCGAAGCGGAAGAAGGUCAUCAAUGAACUUCAUGAAACGGAGAAGUCAUAUGUUGAUGGAUUGGAACUAAUUUAUUCUCAUUUCUUGACCCCUAUCAUUGCAUCUCUGGACACGCCCGAGCAACUGCUUGAUCGCUCUGAGCUCACAUCCAUCUUCUCAAAUUUCAUCGACAUCUGGAAUCUACAUCGCUCGUUCUACACUACACUCACCACCUUUCUUGAGACAUCCGCAUCUGCACAUCCAGACGAGCCUCCACCCCUCUCACCAGUGCUGCUCGCGCAUUUCCCCUACCUAUCACUAUACACGCCAUUUGUCACCUCUUUCUCUGACGCUUUGACUGCUUACUCGUACCUGCUCUCUACGCACCACACCUUUGCAGAGUUCAUAUCGCGCCAGGAAGCAGACCCGCGCUGCGGCAAGCUCAAAUUCCGAGACUGGCUCCUGACCAUCGUCCAGAGGUGUCCACGGUAUCUUCUCCUCUUGAAGGAUCUAAUUAGCUGCACCGAUCCAGACGACCCAGAGUACGCACAGCUCACCGCCGUACACACGCUCGUUGCCAAAAUCACCUCUUCCCUCGACACCUCGCUCCACACGCACGCGCAGAUCCUCUCCCUCCUCGCGCUCCAGCGCAACACCGCCCACCUCCCCUUCCCGCUCAUCUCGCCCGGGCGAACGUUCCUCAAGCGCGCGCCACUGCUGCAGCUCGAGGGCUCCACGCCAAAGGAGCGCGAGUUCCUGCUCUUCUCCGACUGCAUCAUGUGGCUCGCGAGCGCGGACGGCGAUGGACUCCUGGACAAGCUCGAGGCGGUCAGCGGGCACCCGCCGCUCAUGCGCACGCGCAGCAAGAGCGACGCGGAUAUGCCCCUAGCGGCGGAGGCACUGAAGCACAAGGAGUCGAUGCUGGGGUUUAGGAUUCAUUAUCAUCAUCACCAUCCGAGGCGGAAGGUGAGGCGUGCGAGCAGCGCGGCGGACGAGAGGUGGGUGUAUAAGGGCCAUGUGGACCUCGUCGACGUCGAUGUGGUUGUGACUACGCCCCGCGAGCCUGGAGAGGAGAGGCGGUUUGAGAUUCUCAGCCCGCAGCAGUCGUUUGCUGUCUAUGCAGGAAGUGAAGAGGAGCGCGACGAGUGGAGCACUGCCAUUCGAAAUGCAAAAUCCUCUCUGCUCGUUUCGCUGAAUGUGAUGCAGCCCAACUCGACCUUGACGUCCUCCUCUUCGACGAAUCAUCUCCGGCGCACGCUCCAAGCGCUGCCGUAUUCUCCUGACGAGGAUGCACGUCGGCCCAAGCGAGGCAGAGUGGACCACUUUGUUCCGGCGAUUUGGAUUCCGGACGGAAAGUCGCAGAGCUGUAUGCGCUGUGGACGGACGUUUGGCUGGCGCAGGAGGCGGCAUCACUGUAGGCUGUGUGGUCGAUGCGUUUGUGGCAGCUGUUCAAGCAAGGAGUUUUUCAUAAUAGACGAGACGACCAAAGAUACUAGGGAGCAACAUAAGCCAGCGCGCGCAUGCGACGCAUGCUACGAGUCUGUCUUCCCAUUGCUCGAGCCUGCGCGAGAGGCUUCAACAGCAUCGGGCACCACCCAUUCCCACCUCACGCUCUCCGGCCUCAAGUCGAUGCCUUCUCUCGUCUUCGACCGGACCCCUUCCGCGCUGAUGGCCAUCGACGUCGACAGCCCGAGGAGCGCCAAACGUGUGCUGGCUCGGAUUGACGAUGAGCAUGGCAUGGCGGACAGCGCCGACGCAGGUCCGUCUGUGUCCGCAAUCAGAGUGAAGCCGUCAGCGCGGCCGAGGAGCUAUAUCCACAUCCUAGAGGACUUUCACGAGUUCGGAGAAACGUCGGCGCCGCCCUCGGCCAGCACGAGCUUCUCGCGAUACAGCUCGAUGAUAGGGGGGCGGGACGGGCACUGCGAGGAAGAAGAAGUGGCAGCAGUGGAGAGUGCGUUUACGGAGAUGGAAUCGCCCAGCCGGACGACGACAGGGACGGGGACGACGACCGAGUCGAGCUUUCCGCCGACGCCGAAGCGCGAGAACACGGUGCGGAGGCAUAAGCGGUUCUCGCUGCCCGCAAUCGCGCUGCAGACCAACCCUGUACAUGCGCGCUCGAACCUCGUCGGGGAGGGCAGCGCGCGGCGGAUCUCGCUCGUAUUGGGUAAGGGCGAGCCGUUGGGGCAUGCGCGUGCAGAUGGCGAUGGGGAUGUUGGUGCAGAUGGCGAUGGCGAUGGCAGUGGUGAUGGUGGUGGAGAGGAGCGCGGGCGGCGCGCGUCAGGGCAUGGGAUCGCGGCCGGGAUGCUGACAGAGCUGUUGGGGAGGGUGAGGGGCUCGUCGUGAGCGGCGCGGAGCCUGGAGGGUGACAACUGUUUGGAGUUCUUGAUGUUGUGCAUUCGUGCAUUGCAUUUCCAGGACUGUGCUUCUUGUAUCGUCAGCAUGCAUUCAUCGUGUACUAAAAGUAUUCUUGUGAAUAUUGUAGUAAACACCAUUAGAAUGUGGACUGAAAUGAGUUAUAAGCUCUGCUAGAUAUGUUGUUACGCACAUUUUGUGUUCCACCGAGACGUUGUACCGUCG